AUGUCGUUCGCCGGUGUAUCCGUAGUUGCUGCCGGCAGGCUGCGGCAGCCGUCCGCGGAGCCUGCCAAGAUCUACGCCGGCUCCAGCGCAGCCGGCAGCGGCAGCUGGUAUCACCUGCUUGUGGCGGAUGGUUUCUCCCGCAUCAAACACCUGCCCGCUGGACAGUGCAUCAAGGGUUGCUCCUUCAGAGCUGGAGGCUAUCCAUGGGCUCUGUGGUUCUAUCCCAAUGGUGAUCACCCAGAUGAUGCCGGUUUCGUGUCCGUCUUUCUUGUCCUUGAUCAGGAGCAUGUUGAACAGCCCGUGAAAGCGCAUGCGUGGUUUAGUUUCAUUGAUGAGCUUGACAAGCAGGAUCCUGCAUUCAUCCGUUCAAGGGAAGCAAUUGACUUCAAUACAAGUGAAUUGAUUUGGGGUUGGCAUCGUUCCAUAAAAGUAGAGCACCUCAAGGGGGGUUGUUUCACCAUCCGGUGCGAUUUCAUCAUCGCCGAAGCUGCCACUGCUCCCUUGAUUGAGGUCCCACCAUCAAACAUGAGUGAGCAUCUGAACCAUCUCUUUGUGACCAAGCUGGGCGCCGACGUGACGUUCGAGGUCGGCCAUGAGACAUUCACCGCGCACCGUUGUGUGCUCGCGUCCCGUUCCUCUGUCUUCAUGGCAGAGCUCUUCGGCCCCAUGAAGGAGGGGAUUGCUACAGCCGGUGCCAUUCAGAUACAAGACAUGGAACCAAACAUCUUCAAGUCCUUGCUCCAUUUCAUCUACACUGACUCAAUGCCAAAGAUGGAGCCUGAUGGAGAAGCAGAGAGGGAAGAAGCUGGAGACGAAGUUAUGUGGCUUCAACAUUUGCUUGCGGCAGCGGAUAAGUAUGAUCUCCAGCGCCUCAAGUCCAUGUGCGAAAAGCGCCUGUCUCGGCGCAUAGAUCUGAGCUCGGUGCUUUCUAUCAUCAAUCUAGCAGCACAGCACCAUUGCCGUGGACUCAAGGAAGCCUGCCUUGAGUUCCUCAAAGUCCAGUCUGGUGAAGACUUCGCCGCCGUGGCCGACCUGUGUGGCGACGUGGCAGUAGAAGAGGACCCUGACGGCCUUGGCGCUCUUCAGUUGCUCGAGAACCUGAUCAGCAGCACACUGACCAGCAUCAGGAAGCCGACCGACGACCAGGGGAGGAAGGGUGAAAACGUCCAUGCGGUCAUGCCUAGUAUAGAUUUUGAAUCAAAAGGGAAUAAAUGA
Molecule: messenger RNA, 1215 nt
Organism: Triticum dicoccoides
Lineage: Eukaryota; Viridiplantae; Streptophyta; Magnoliopsida; Poales; Poaceae
Product: BTB/POZ and MATH domain-containing protein 2-like
Exons: 4
Coding region: 1-1215 (404 amino acids)
Biological process (GO): protein ubiquitination
Molecular function (GO): protein binding
Source: RefSeq, a predicted model, not a curated record